AUGGGUUUCAUACAAAACAUCAAUCACAAGGUCGCCGCGAGCCCGGUGGGCCGCUGGUUUCGGCUCGAAGGCUCGGGUCAUCCGAAGGAACGAAAGGGCUCGUUCUUCUUCACCGAGCUCCGCGCAGGCCUGGCUUGCUUCUUCGCCAUGGCUUACAUUAUCGCCGUUAAUGCGUCGAUCGUCGCGGAUAGUGGCGGCCCCUGUGUUUGCAACGGCGGCGCGGACGAUCCUAUUUGCGCGAAGAAUGAGGAGUACCUGAUGUGUACUCAGGCCGUUAAGCGAGAUGCCGUGACAGCGACCGCGGCCAUUUCUUCUCUUGCGACGUUUUGCAUGGGCCUUUUUGCCAAUCUGCCUGUUGGCUUGGCUCCUGGAAUGGGUCUCAAUGCCUACUUCACUUACACCGUCGUCGGCUUUCACGGAUCGGGGCCUGUACCUUUCCAGGUCGCUCUAACCGCCAUCUUCAUCGAGGGCUUCAUCUUCUUCGGUCUUGCCCUUCUUGGCAUGCGGCAGUGGCUUGCGCGGGCCAUUCCGCGCCCCAUCAAGCUCGCUACCAGUGCCGGUAUCGGUCUGUUCCUUACCCUGAUCGGCCUCACUUACAGCGAGGGAAUCGCCCUCAUCGUCGGCGCUUCGGCGACUCCGGUCGAACUUGCCGGCUGCUCCCCGGGGAACCGUCUCGAGGAUGGAACUUGUCCGAGCUGGGACAAGAUGCGAUAUCCCGCUAUGUGGGUCGGAAUCUUCUGCGGUGGUAUCUUUACGACCGUCUUGAUGAUCUACCGCGUUAAGGGAGCGGUUAUCGCUGGCAUUAUUCUUGUUAGCAUCAUCUCGUGGCCUAGGACGACUCCCGUCACGUAUUUCCCGUACACCGCCGUUGGCAAUGACGCCUUCGACUUCUUUAAGCAGGUUGUCGAUUUCCAUAAAAUCUCCAAGAUUCUAAACGUCCAGGAAUGGAACAUCUCCGGAUACGGCGGUCAGUUCGGUCUCGCUCUCAUCACCUUCCUCUACGUCGAUAUUCUCGAUUGCACCGGUACUCUCUACGGUAUGGCCCGUUUUGCCAACUUGAUUGACCCCGUCACCCAGGAUUUCGAGGGCUCCACCCUUGCUUACAUGGUCGAUGCCUUGAGCAUUUCCAUCGGUUCCGUCCUCGGUGUCCCCCCAGUCACGGCCUUCGUCGAAUCCGGUGCUGGUAUCUCCGAAGGUGGAAAGACGGGUCUCACUGCCAUGAUGACCGGAAUCUGCUUCUUCAUCUCCAUUUUCUUCGCUCCCAUUUUCGCCUCCAUCCCUCCCUGGGCUACCGGCUGCGUUCUUAUCCUCGUCGGAUCCAUGAUGGUCGGCGUAGUCACCGAGAUCAACUGGAAGUACCUGGGUGAUGGAGUCCCCGCCUUUGUGACCAUCGCCCUCAUGCCUUUCACGUACUCGAUCGCCGAUGGCCUUAUCGGCGGCAUUUGCACCUACAUUGUGUUGAACACCACUGUUUGGAUCAUCAAGGUGAUCUCCGGAGGCCGUAUCGUACCCCUCAACUAUGAUGAGCGUGAUGGCUGGACCUACCGGAUUCCUGGUGGCUUCUUCCCGCCUUGGACUCGGAGGCUUUUCAGUGGCAAAAAGGAUUUCUGGAGAGAGGAUACCCCUCCCCUUACAUCAGUCGCCGUGCAGAGUGACGCCGUAACGUCGGAUAGAGACGCUGGAUCGGAUAACGAGAAGAAUGGAGCGGCUGCUAAUCAAGCGCCCACGAAGGAAGCGUAA
Molecule: messenger RNA, 1740 nt
Organism: Scedosporium apiospermum
Lineage: Eukaryota; Fungi; Ascomycota; Sordariomycetes; Microascales; Microascaceae
Exons: 5
Coding region: 1-1740 (579 amino acids)
Biological process (GO): transmembrane transport
Cellular component (GO): plasma membrane
Molecular function (GO): purine nucleobase transmembrane transporter activity
Source: RefSeq, a predicted model, not a curated record